CUUUCUUCCUUUCUGAGGUACAGAGAGAUUCCUCUUCAUAAUACCUAUUCUUCAUUCUGUGUUCUCUCAGCACAUCCCUUGCUGUGCAUCUCUACGAAGGUCACAGCUUUUCUUCAUAAAACCACCUCGAAACGAACGAAAAACAGAUUUAGAGGUCAACAUACGCGGUCUUGGAGAUCGAAAAUCUGGAGAAUUCUAAAAGGAAUUAUGGGAAACUUAUUGGAUUCAAGCUAGAGAUAUGGAAGCGGAAAUCCAUUUUUCUAUUGGUCCUUCCAUGUGCUCUGCUUUAAAAAUCCCAUCUUUCGGUUUCGAUUUCGUCCUCGUAUCUAAGUUUGCAUGAACGCUGAAGGAAAUUGUAGAUUUUCGCGAUUUGGUUGCUAGGUGGAGACAAUUUGAGUUCGAGACAAAGGGAGAGAAAUGGAGAAGUACGAGCUUGUGAGAGAUAUUGGAUCUGGGAAUUUUGGUGUGGCGAGGCUUAUGAGGAACAAGGAGACAAAAGAGCUCGUCGCCAUGAAAUACAUCGAGCGUGGUCACAAGAUCGAUGAGAAUGUGGCCAGAGAGAUUAUCAAUCACAGAUCACUUCGACACCCAAAUAUAAUCCGAUUUAAGGAGGUUGUUUUAACCCCUACCCAUCUCGCUAUUGUCAUGGAGUACGCCGCUGGUGGUGAGCUUUUUGAACGUAUCUGCAACGCCGGAAGGUUUAGUGAAGACGAGGCGAGAUAUUUCUUCCAGCAGCUUAUCUCAGGCGUUAGUUACUGUCAUUCCAUGCAAAUUUGUCACAGAGAUUUGAAGCUGGAGAACACACUAUUGGAUGGAAGCCCGGCACCACGCCUGAAAAUCUGCGAUUUCGGUUACUCAAAGUCGUCUCUUCUGCAUUCAAGGCCUAAAUCGACGGUUGGAACUCCGGCAUACAUCGCACCGGAGGUACUUUCCCGGCGAGAGUAUGAUGGCAAGUUGGCAGAUGUCUGGUCAUGUGGUGUGACUCUUUAUGUCAUGCUUGUUGGCGCAUACCCCUUUGAAGACCAAGAAGACCCUAAAAAUUUCAGAAAAACCAUAGGACGAAUAAUGGCUGUUCAGUACAAAAUUCCCGAUUAUGUUCACAUAUCUCAAGAUUGCAGGCAUCUUCUUUCUCGCAUAUUUGUUGCAAAUCCUGCACGGCGAAUUACCAUUAAAGAAAUUAAGAAUCACCCAUGGUUCUUAAAGAACUUGCCAAGGGAGCUAACAGAGACAGCUCAAGCCGUGUACUAUCAGAGAAACAACCCAACUUAUUCUCUUCAGAGUGUGGAGGAAAUAAUGAAAAUUGUGGGAGAAGCAAGAACCCCACCACCAGCAUCUAGGUCAAUUGGGGGAUUUGGAUGGGGUGGAGAUGAAGAUGAGGAAGAUGACAAGGAAGGAGAUGAAGAAGAUGCAGAUGAAGAGGACGAGGAUGAGUAUGAUAAGAGGGUCAAGGAAGCCCAUGCAAGCGGUGAAUUUCACGUCAGCUAAGGAUGAUUCUCCUUUCUCUGUCCUGAGAAAAUUUUAAUUUAAUUUUGGGUUUCCAUAGACUGUAGGAUGUUUUGGACUUGUAUAAAGUUCUAUGCUACUGCUUUGAACUCAGGGUCUAAAUGAUCAUAAACUUCAGUGUUGUCCAACAACAGGUGUAUGUAUUUAACAUAAAAUGUUUGUGUGUAGAGCAUAUUGUCUAGAGAAACUUGUUCCUUUUAUUAAUGUUAAUGGGAGGUGUGAAGAAUUGCAUUAGGUUUGAAGUUUCUA
Messenger RNA from Nelumbo nucifera (sacred lotus), 1752 nucleotides. Its product is annotated as serine/threonine-protein kinase SRK2A. The record is from RefSeq and is a predicted model, not a curated record. Gene Ontology annotation, molecular function: protein serine/threonine kinase activity; ATP binding. Lineage: Eukaryota; Viridiplantae; Streptophyta; Magnoliopsida; Proteales; Nelumbonaceae. Gene Ontology annotation, biological process: protein phosphorylation.